This is a messenger RNA of Chaetomium strumarium, 465 nucleotides long. RefSeq lists its product as uncharacterized. The coding region runs from base 1 to 465 and encodes 154 amino acids. The record is from RefSeq and is a predicted model, not a curated record. The transcript has 2 exons. Lineage: Eukaryota; Fungi; Ascomycota; Sordariomycetes; Sordariales; Chaetomiaceae.
AUGUAUUCUGCUGUCGUCUUCCUCGCCAAACACCUCGAGAUCGAUUCCCUCGAGGUCACACACUUCACCGUCUCCUGUUUCCACGACUACGUGACCGGCUUUCUCAACAACAACAAAAACAACAACAACAACAACAACAACAGCCACCCGAACACCCUCGACCCCGAGCUUGCACAAAUCAGGGCCAGGCACACGGCCGAGGCUCAGCAAGCCUGGGGCCAGGACGCGCACGCCACCGCCUUCGUGCUGCGGGUGCUAGACCACGUCUUCAUCAAGGGGCUUUUCGUCAAUGGCUGCUGCACCGUCGAGGAGGCGGUCUGCCAAAUCCAUCGGCGGCUCUGCAUGUUGCAGUCGAUCUGGCUGGAGAAUGGUGUGUGGGUCGGAGACCGGGCGCUUCAGACGGAGCUCAAGAGCGCCCUGGCGAAGGUCAUGAGAGACGUGGAGCUGGAUUGGGCAGUAUGCUAA